Molecule: messenger RNA, 1311 nt
Organism: Anoplophora glabripennis (Asian longhorned beetle)
Lineage: Eukaryota; Metazoa; Arthropoda; Insecta; Coleoptera; Cerambycidae
Exons: 2
Coding region: 89-1291 (400 amino acids)
Source: RefSeq, a predicted model, not a curated record
CGUUUUUAUCAGUUUAGUGCUUGUGUUCUCUGAUUUUCAUUUAUUCACACAUACGAGAAAAAUUUAUCAAUAUUGUCUACGCGUGGGCAUGGAUUGCAAUAUGGAUAUAAAAAAGUAUAUAAAGACGGCUUUAGAAGAUCAAAAUUUUCGAACUUAUAAAAUUACAUUAGUCGGAUCCGGCGAAAAAUCUGAUGGGUAUGCUUCAGAUAUUACUUUCGCUACAGUUUUGGCUACUACAGAGGAAGAUGUCGAGAAGACUAUUGAGGUAGUUGUUAAGAGCAGCAGGAGAGACUUCCUUCAAACUAACAGAAAUGCAUAUGAGAGAGAAGCAUAUUUCUACAAAAUAAUUUUGCCUGCAUUCGCUAGAUUUCAAAAGAAAAAUAACAUAAAGCACAGAUUUAACUCUGUUCCGAAGUGUUACAAAACUGUGUCAGAUGAAAGUAUGGAAGUUAUCGUUAUGGAAAACUUGAGAAAAAAUGGAUACUAUUUGUAUAAUCGCAAAAAACCACUGGAUAUUCACCAUCUUAGGUGUGUACUAAGAGAAUAUGGCAAAUUUCACGCCAUUUCUUUUGCGUUAAAAACUAAAAGUAAAGUUGAUUUUGAAAACUUAGUCAAUAACUUUGACGAUGUUACCUUAGACUUUUUUACUGAAUCCUUCAAAAAUUCAAUUAAUCGGUGUUUGAAAAGAACCUGUGAUAUCGUGAAGAGUAUGGGAUACACAAAGUUAUACGAAAUGUGCAAUGAGAUACUGCAAAAGGGUGCUGACGUUACUAUGAUUGACAUCUUGAAAACCGUGGAACCGGAGUCAGCUAUCCUUCAUGGAGACUGUUGGAAUAACAAUUUCUUAUAUAAAUAUGAGGACACAGACCGCAAAAUUCCAUCAAAGGUUGCUAUCCUAGAUUGGCAAAUUUCAAAACUACAUUCUCCAGUAUUGGACUUGUCGUACUUCAUCUAUAGUACCUGCUCAGAAGAACAACUGCGACAUUUUGAUGAGUUAUUGGAUACCUACUACUCCAGUUUUUCUGUAUUUUUAAAAGACUUGGGAUGUGAUCCAGAAAAACUAUUCCCUUUUUGUACCCUACGAAGGCAUUGGAAGAAAUAUUCCUUACAUGGAGUGUUACUAACGACCAGCUUUCUUCACGUAACUAUAUGUGACAAGGAAGAGGUGCCAGAGUUUAAUGAUGUAGAAGAUUUAGGUGCAGCAAUAAUGAACGUGAACAUUACAGAUGAAGCAGAAUAUCGAAGAAGACUGGUCGCUGUGAUCAGUCAUUAUUAUAAUUACAACAAAUAAUAAAUUGUGCUAAAUCUAUA